AGCCUACCUAAGCCCUCCUGCUGCGCCCUCAGCCGGCGCCCCUCCCCCAAGGUGUGGCUCCUCUGUCAGGGGUGGGGAGAGGGAGUUAGGGGCAAACCGGUUCCAUCCUUCCCCUACCGCCCGGGCUCCUAUUGGCCACGCCUGAAAGUGCCACAUAGUGUGCGCUCCAGGCUAGCAGCACCAGGCAGCAACGAGGGUUGCCGGCCACAGUGCCAGGCUCCGGAGGGGGCUCUGGGCCAGGUACCUCCCUGCGGUAGCCCCAGGACACCCCCCCCCCACAUCCCAUUCAGAUUCGCUCUGCCUCGAGUCUCCAGGAGCUUCCAGUGGCUUGGUCCCCUGACUCCCAUCCAUGCCUCUUAGAGCCCUUUUCCCGGCCUCACGGGCUGUCCCGUCAUAGUCUUGGGACCUUAAGGAGCAAGUCAGCCCUGCGGACCGUCCCAGUGAAGAGAAGGAGCUGGCUGUGCGGUGGAACUUGGAAGAGACGACGUCUGGGAGCCUUUGCUGAGCCCAGGGAGAGAGGCGUCCCACUCCCUGCUGCGCCAGGUAGGGCAGAGACGCCAAGCUUUGAGGCCCCCAGCUGCCAGCAUGCGGCUGCCUCGCUUCUCCAACAAGACAGUGACCACGCUCCUCCUGGCACAGACUAUCUGCCUCCUGCUCUUUGUCGCCUACCAGCCAGGACCCUCUUCCCCCGCAGAGUCAGGCAGCGAGCGUGUGCACGUGCUGGUGCUGUCCUCAUGGCGCUCGGGCUCGUCCUUCGUGGGCCAGCUCUUCAGCCAGCACCCCAACGUCUUCUACCUGAUGGAGCCCGCGUGGCACGUGUGGACCACACUGUGGCGGGGCAGCGCCACAACGCUGCACAUGGCCGUGCGCGACCUGGUACGCUCCGUCUUUUUGUGCGACAUGGAUGUGUUUGAUGCCUACAUGCCACAGAAUCGAAACCUGUCCGCCUUUUUCAAGUGGGAGGUGAGCCGCGCGCUUUGCUCGCCACCCGCCUGCAGCGCCUUUCCCCGAGGUGCCAUCAGCAAGGAGAACGCAUGCAGGACUCUGUGCACACGGCAGCCCUUCAGCCUGGCCGAGGAGGCCUGCCGUUCCUACAGCCACGUGGUGCUCAAGGAGGUGCGCUUCUUCAACCUGCAGGUGCUCUACCCGCUGCUCAGGGACCCCGCUCUCAACCUGCGCAUCGUGCACCUGGUGCGCGACCCGCGGGCCGUGCUGCGCUCCCGGGAGGCGGCGGCCCAGCUACUAGCACUUGACAACGGCAUUGUGCUGGGCACCAAUGGCAAGUGGGUGGAGGCCGACCCUCACCUGCACCUGAUGCGGGAGGUGUGCCGCAGCCAUGUGCGUAUUGCCGAGGCCGCCACACUCAGGCCGCCACCCUUCCUGCGCGGCCGCUACCACCUGGUGCGCUUCGAGGACCUGGCGCGGGAGCCGCUGGCAGAGAUCCGGGCACUCUACGCUUUCACCGGCCUGAGCCUCACGCCACAGCUCGAGACCUGGAUCCACAACAUCACCCACGGGUCAGGGAUCGGCGAGGCAUUCGAGGCUUUCCAGACUUCGUCUAGGAAUGCGCACAACGUCUCCCAGGCCUGGCGCCAUGCGCUGCCCUUCACCAAGAUCCGCCAUGUGCAGAAGGUGUGCGCCAGUGCACUGCAGCUGCUGGGCUACCGGCCCGUGUACUCUGAGGACGAGCAGCACGACCUCACUGUGGAUCUGGUGCUGCCACGACGCCCAAAACACUUCAGCUGGGCAUCCUCUGACUCUGAGAACUCUGGACCCUAGAGCAGGCCCCAAAUUGUGGUCACCAGGCCCAGGAGGCGACUGCCUGGUGGAGAGGGAGCUGGGGCACACAGGGAAGCAGGCCCUUACUGUUAACUGGGAGUUUGGAGUCCUCCCCUGAAAUAGGCAAGGACUGCACGUUUCUUUCUCUCCUGGUUCUCGGUUUUCCAUUGAGUCCUCUGUAGCUGCCUUCUCAUCAGGUCCUCUCUUCAUGGAAAGCAACACUUGCCUCUACCUCUCUGGGAACAUGGAGUAAGUUCUGCUACAUUAAAUUAAAUAUGUUACAGACCACAUGUGGUGGCUCACACCUGUAAUCUCAGCACUUUGAGAGGCUGAGGCAGGUGGAUCACAUGAGGUCAGGAGUUCGAUACCAGCCUGGCCAACAUAGUGAAAUGCCCUCUCUACUAAAAAUACAAAAAUUAGCAGGGUAUGGUAGCACACACCUGUAAUCCCACCUACGUGGAAGACUGAGGUGGGAGAAUCACUUGAACCCGGGAGGUGGUAUUUGCAGUGAGCUGAGAUCUUACCACCACACUCCAGCCUGGGUGACAGAAUGAGACUCCAUUAAAAAGAAAAUUUACAUUUGCUCAAAAAUCCUGUAAUCUAGUGAACUGUAACCUCAUUUUUUUCUCUUAUCAUU
This is a messenger RNA of Cebus imitator (Panamanian white-faced capuchin), 2416 nucleotides long. RefSeq names its product carbohydrate sulfotransferase 5. Lineage: Eukaryota; Metazoa; Chordata; Mammalia; Primates; Cebidae. Gene Ontology annotation, cellular component: Golgi membrane. Gene Ontology annotation, biological process: keratan sulfate proteoglycan biosynthetic process; N-acetylglucosamine metabolic process; carbohydrate metabolic process. Bases 586 to 1779 code for a protein of 397 amino acids. Gene Ontology annotation, molecular function: N-acetylglucosamine 6-O-sulfotransferase activity. The record is from RefSeq and is a predicted model, not a curated record. The transcript is spliced from 2 exons.